GGCAAAUAAUGUCUAAGCCACAGCAAUGGUUUCUCUGGGUUAACAAGACACACACGAUUGUUUAGUUAUUGUGUGUGUUUGUCUUUGAAUAAGAUCAGGUCUCUCCAGUUUUUGUAGCGUCCAUCUCAGAUUCCCACCUCUCUGACACGAAGGCAGGCACAGCAUCCGCUGAGAGUCACUGGCUGGAAGUGAUGACCUCAUAGUCACCCCCACAGUGAGCAUCAGAGGCAGGGCGUGGGCGUGGUGGCAUGAAAAGGACCCACACACCGAGGGGGAAUUCCCCCACCAGAAGAGGUUUCACUCCAAGAACCAUGUAAAGAAUUUGAAGCUGUAAACUUGAAAGAUUGACCAUCUUCCUUUCUUAAGUUGUAUGGAAAUUCUACAAAAAUCUCAACCCUUGGUGGGGCAAGGCUGUCUGAAGGAACAUGGUGAAUUAUUACAAAAUACUGGGGGUACCUCUGAAUGCCUCCUCCUCAGAUAUCAAAAGGGCUUUCCACCAGUUAGCUCUGCAAGUACAUCCAGACAAGAACCCAAGAGACAAGGAAGCAGCAGAGGAGAAAUUCAAGCAAAUAGCAGAAGCCUAUCACGUCUUGUCUGAUGCCAAGAGGAGAAAAGACUAUGACAGGUCUAGAUGGAGCCGUACCAAAGGAGAAAUCAGGGGCAGUGGCCAUACCAAAGGAGAAAUCAGGGGCAGUGGCCAUACCAAAGGGGAAAUCAGGGGCAGUGGCCAUACCAAAGGGGAAAUCAGAGGCGAUGCCAGAGACAAGACCCAUUCGGAGGAAGAACUGUGCUUUCGGAGGCCACACCGCACCUUCCAGAAGGUCACUGAAGAUGAAGACCUCUUUUCAGGAGACAGUUUGUUCUCUGGUCCCAUGGCUCAGUCCAGAAGAGCCUCGUCCCCAUUCUUUAGUGUUACCCCUAUCCUGGACACGGGGUUUUCUACUUUUGUGCCCCUAGGAUCGAGACUGGGUUCUGCUGCCUCUGAGACAUUUGUACCAUAUGUAAGCCAUGGAAUGGGGAAGUUCAAGCUGGUCACCACUUGUUGCCAGAUAGUGAACGGUAAGAAAGUUGUCACAAAGAAAGUCGAAGAGAAUGUGAGAGGACCAAUGAAAACAGAAAAUGAAUGCCUGUUUCGCAAGACACCUUCACGUGGUUGGAAAUUGAUGGAAAAUCCCUGCUCUUGAUGACAAGAAAUGACGUGUUGACAGGACUUCAGUUAAAAUUGGGGCCCGCUCUGAAAAUCUAUGAGUAUCAUGUUAAACCUCUUCAGACCAAGCAUUUAAAGAACAGCUCUUCAUAGUAAAGUGAAACUGAGGUCUCAGUCCUCAAAACAGAAUACA
Molecule: messenger RNA, 1340 nt
Organism: Myodes glareolus (Bank vole)
Lineage: Eukaryota; Metazoa; Chordata; Mammalia; Rodentia; Cricetidae
Product: dnaJ homolog subfamily B member 6-like
Cellular component (GO): nucleus; cytoplasm
Molecular function (GO): protein folding chaperone; protein-folding chaperone binding
Source: RefSeq, a predicted model, not a curated record